CCUCCUCCUUCCCCAACCCACCACCACACCAUUCCUCCCCUCCCCCAAUCACUUUUUUCCCUGUCAUAGGGGUUCCUUCAUCCACCCAAUCCACCUCGCAAUCGCUCCUACAUCCGCUCGAUUUCGAUUCCUUCGUCGGCAUGCCUCCCUUCCAUGAUUACCGAGAUGGCGGCGUGCUUGUCCAGGAGCCGGCGGCGGCGGCCCACUUCGGCGGCGUGCGGCAGCGGAAGCGCGCGCGCGUGACGGCCAUGCCCCCGUCCUUCUUCGCCGCCGCGGCAGAGGCGGCGCCGGCGCCGGCCAAGAAGCAGAAGCUGCGGGCGGCGCCGUCCCUGGACGCGCUCCCGGACGAGUGCCUCUACGAGAUCCUGCGCCGCGUGCAGGGCGCGCGCGCGCGGGGCGCCUCCUCCUGCGUCUCCCGCCGCUGGCUCGCAGUCCUCGGCGGCAUCCGCGCCUCCGAGCUCAAAAAGCGCGCCCCGGCCGUGCCGGACCUCAACCAGGUCUUCGUCUGCGAGGACGACGACGACGAGCUCGACUCCGCCUCCGCCCUCCCCGAGAGGAGCCUCGAGGGCGAGGGCGCCACGGACGUGGCCCUCACCGCCGCAGCCAUCCGCGGCCACCUCGAAACCCUCACCAUCCGCGGCAGCCACCCCACGCGCGGGGUCACCGACGCCGCCCUCUCCGCGGCCGCCCGCGGGUGCCCGUCCCUCCGCUCCCUCGCCCUCUGGGACGUGCCCCUGAUCACUGACGCGGGGCUCGCCGAGAUCGCCGCGGGGUGCCCCGCGCUGGAGAAGCUCGACAUCACUGCCUGCCCGCUGGUCACCGACAAGGGCCUCGCCGCCGUCGCGCAGGGGUGCCCGGAUUUGAGGACCCUCACCAUCGAGGCCUGCUCCGGGGUUGCCAACGAGGGCCUCAAGGCUGUCGGCCGGUGCUGCGCCAAGCUGCAGGCGGUGACCGUCAAGAACUGCCCUCAUGUCGGUGACCAGGGCGUGUCCGGCCUCAUCUGCUCCGCGGCGGCCUCGCUCGCCAAGGUCCGCCUCCAGGGUCUGAACAUCACCGAUGCUUCGCUUGCGGUCAUCGGGUACUACGGGAAGGCGAUCACCGACCUCACCCUUGCUCGCCUCCCCACGGUCGGCGAGAGGGGUUUUUGGGUGAUGGCGAAUGCUCUCGGCCUGCAGAAGCUCAGGUGCAUGAGCGUCACCUCCUGCCCGGGAGUCACUGAGCUCGCGCUUGUUUCCAUUGCCAAGUUCUGCCCGAGCUUGAAGCAGCUUUACCUCAGGAAGUGCAGCCAGAUCUCGGACGUUCUCCUCAAGGAUUUCGCGGAAUCAGCAAAGGUUUUGGAGAGCCUGCAGAUCGAGGAAUGCAACAGGGUGACUCUCGUGGGCAUCCUCGCGUUCCUCCUCAACUGCAGCCCCAAGUUCAAGGCUCUCUCUCUGGUCAAGUGUGUUGGCAUCAAGGACAUCUGCUCUGCUCCUGCGCAGCUUCCCGUUUGCAAGUCGCUCCGUUCCCUUACCAUCAAGCACUGCCCGGGCUUCACGGACGCGAGCUUGGCCGUGGUCGGUAUGAUCUGCCCUCACUUGGAGAACCUUGACCUGAGCGGUCUUGGUGCGGUUACGGACAAUGGCCUCCUUCCGUUGAUCAGGAGUUCAGAAAGUGGGCUGGUCAAUGUUGAUCUGAACGGAUGCGAAAACCUCACAGAUGCAGCGAUCUCUGCCCUGGUGAAGGCACAUGGUGGUUCUCUUGCACAUCUGAGCCUUGAGAGCUGCAGCAAGAUCACCGACGCAAGUCUGUUUGCCAUUUCCGAGAGCUGCUCUGAGCUCGCCGAGCUUGAUCUUUCAAACUGCAUGGUCAGCGACUACGGUGUUGCGGUCUUGGCAUCGGCUGCGGGACUCAAGCUCCGCAUCCUUUCACUGUCCGGCUGCCUCAAGGUCACGCAGAAGAGUGUUCCUUUCCUGGGCAGCAUGCCUGCUUCCCUGGAGGGCCUCAACCUCCAGUUCAACUUCAUCGGCAACCACAACAUCGCGUCACUGGAGAAGCAGCUCUGGUGGUGCGACAUCCUCGCUUAGUUGCUGGGUCACCCAUCUCCAGAUGCAAAUAUAUCGACCAUAGGUAGCACCUUCAGUCAAUCCUCGUAGCAGAGUCAGUUCGUCGUCGGGUUCGCGUUCGAGCCAUGGUGGGCUUCCUUUUGUCUUAGGGCCGGUUGUUUUCCGUGGGACGCUUUAGCCGAGCGCUCGUUUUUUGCAGGCCUCCUCUCACCUGGGUGGGAGGAUGGUCUGUUCCUUGAGCCUUCGGCUGCCACUAGCGUGGCACCCUUGUCCCUCCUAUCCCAACCUAUGCCCUUGUGAUUACAGUCCAUACACCAUGCUUUUUUCCUCCUUAAGUCCUGUGUGGGAGCUCAAAUAUCAUCAGUCGUGUCUUCUUUUCCAGUACUCCUGGUUCCAGGGUUGUGGACAUCAUCGGUACUUCUGGUUUCAGUUUCAUUGCAAGUUCUAUCUGUCGGAGAUUCGUAGCUCCUGUUCUUCCAUGUCUAAGUGUGUGUGUGAUCUCUCUCAGUGUGUGGUUGUUCUAGUUCCUGUCUGCUCCGGUAUGUGCGUGUGUUGUGUGUGGGUUGUUGCUUUUCUGCAGUAUUUGUAAGGGCAGCCUGGUAUCCCUGGGGAUCUGGCCUUGGCAAGGUGCAACACAUAGGAGAGGCCCUUGCCAUGACAACCUUGUGUGGUUGUUUUUUCUUCUCCAGAUCCCUGGUUUUUGCAGGCGUGUGUGUGAGUGCUGUAAUGGUUGCGACCUUCCCAGAAUAAAUAAACUUGUUUCCGUUCAA
Molecule: messenger RNA, 2812 nt
Organism: Lolium rigidum
Lineage: Eukaryota; Viridiplantae; Streptophyta; Magnoliopsida; Poales; Poaceae
Product: EIN3-binding F-box protein 1-like
Exons: 2
Coding region: 141-2063 (640 amino acids)
Biological process (GO): SCF-dependent proteasomal ubiquitin-dependent protein catabolic process
Cellular component (GO): SCF ubiquitin ligase complex
Molecular function (GO): protein binding
Source: RefSeq, a predicted model, not a curated record